UGAUUGGCUGCGGCUCUCUUGGCCAUUACGUUAUGCUUACUCCACACACACACAGGCAGCUGGAGAGAGGGAAGACGUAAUGGUUUGAUUCCCUGUGCAUUUGCAAUGGUCGUCGUUCUGACAUUACUCGGCAAAUUCCUCAAACGGGAGGUGCAAUGAAGGCCGGAGCAUCGUCCAUGUGGGCGUCAUGCUGUGGGCUGCUAAACGAGGUGAUGGGCACGGGCACGGUGCGGACGCAGCAGCCGGGGUUCGGAGCAGGGGCGGGGCCCUUCCGCUUCGCCCCCAGCGCUGGGUACUCCACCUACCCCCCCACCAGCUCAGGGAGCGCCGGGCAGCUGUGCAAGGCCUGCGGACUGGCCUUCUCCGUCUUCAGACGCAAGCACAUCUGCUGUGAUUGUAAGAAGAGUUUCUGCGCCCUGUGCUCGGUGCUGCAGGAGGACCUGCGCUGCUGCAUGACCUGCCACCUGCUGCGUGGCACGGCCUUCCAGAGGCCCCGGCUCAUGCAGCUUCGAGUGAAAGACCUGCGGCAGUACCUGCUGCUGCGCAACAUCCCCACCGACACAUGCAGGGAGAAAGAGGACCUGGUUGACUUGGUGCUCUGUCAUCAGGGGACAAGGGAAACCCCGAGACCAGUGGUGGAAGAGGACGAGGAGGAAGGGGACGAGGAAGAAGAGGAGGAAGAUGGAGAGGACACACAUGAGGAGGAAGAGGAUGAGGAGGAAGAUGAAGAGGGCGAUGACACAGACAGUCUGCACUCGCUCCCCCACUCGCUUGCCGCCUCGCCCCCCCCUGCCACGCGCUCUGCCUCCGAACAGUCGGUCCUCUCCGCCUCUCAGGGAGACGUGCUCAGCCCAAGUGACAGCUCAGGGACCACCAGCCAGGAGCAGGAGGAUACUCCAACUGCUUCUCUCUUGAACCUGGAGCCCACUGAACAUUUUGUGGAGGUCAGUCCGGCGACGCAGCGGAGGAUCAGAGCCUCGCUGUCUGAUCUGGACAAUGAAGAGGCGAUAGAAAACCUCUCGGUCCGCCAGCUGAAAGAGAUUCUCGCCAGGAACUUUGUCAAUUACUAUGGCUGCUGCGAGAAGUGGGAGCUGCUGGAGCGAGUGCAUCGACUCUACAGAGAAAAUGAGCAGAACAGGAAAUCCAUGGAAAACGUGAGCAUAACUGCAGUGGUUGCAUAUCCUCCCCCUCUCUGCAACAGUGGAGUUGGAGAUGGUGUCAAAGCUCAGCUGGCGGCUGAUGACAACUUGUGUCGCAUAUGCAUGGACGCCAUCAUCGACUGCGUGCUGCUGGAAUGUGGUCACAUGGUUACCUGCACCAAAUGUGGAAAGAGGAUGAGCGAGUGCCCCAUCUGCAGGCAGUACGUAGUGCGAGCUGUUCACGUCUUCAAGUCUUAAAACUCUGUGUGUGUGUGUGUGUGCGCGCGUGUGUGUGUGUGUCUAUGUAUGUGUGUGUGUGUGUUUGUCAGAGUGGCCCUCAGGCGUGCAUGCAGCCCGAGCCCUAAACUUAUCACUGAGGAUGAACUGUUGCGCAUGACGUCUCGCAGGGCCUUAUGCUGCAGCAGGCACGAGUAACUUCCUGGUCUAUGAAACCAGACUGUUGCCUCUGGCCUACCACCAUUUGUUGUCCCCUCUCCCUUACUAACUCAUGUUCCAGUCCCACUUCUCCUCUCUGGUGGACCGUCAUCAGCUGCACCGGGCCACUCACUCUUUGUCUGUUUGGUCAGUAAAACACAGCAGAGCAGAAAUCCAGAAAUCCAUGCCAUCCUUUUCUACUCUCUAUUCUCCAUUUAGAUUUUACUCACAGGAGAAGAGAGAAGGUAGUCACAUUGAAACUUAAAGUGGAUCGGGUUGUUCUGUGUGGUCAAGAGAAGAAGAAAAAUAUAAGAUUGCAGGGGUAGAGUCAAUAUGGUUUACACAGUCAUGCCACAUGACGCUGUGUUAUCUCCCUGAGUGUUCUUUUAGGAUGUGCAAUAUCAGAAAAAAAAGAGAUUUACAUGUGUUUUAUUAAGCAUCUGUUUGUUAAUCCGAACACCACAUGCACCGGGUCAUCUCGUGUCACACACAGGAGGGUGCAAGGUGCCAAACGCCAUGCCUUUUGAUCAAUAUUUGUUUAGGAUCAAUAUUUGUUUAGGAUUUCACUGUAUAUGCAUCUCAUAACCAGCAAGCUCGGUGUGAUGGUUUACUCUUUUGUUUCUCAAAGGAACUUUAGGAAAUAAAGUUUGAAGAAGUAAACAUUUUUUUAACACAUGCUGUGUGAAGGAUGUGAUUGUUUCCUCAUUUAGAAUUUAAGUACACAGAUGUGAUUUCUGCCGAAGACACAAACAGGUAAAACUGCUGCUUGAUCACACCAUGUGCUGCACUACAUUCCUGCUAUUGAGCGUGAAGGAUCAUUCGUCACCUUUGAAACAGCAGCUGACAACAAAAAGUAAAAUUGAAUUCAAGGCCCAAUUACUAGCUUUAUCCUGGGCUUUCAAAUGUGAUGGCUUCAUCAGCAGAGGUUUGCUCAGUGUCAUGGAGACGGGUCAGCUUCUGGGACUGGUGGUCGUAUAUGAUGGGGCGUUCCUGUGAAUGGCAUCAUCAUUCUCCCGAAGAAGAGCGAGGAAGGAGAUAGGAAAAAGCUAAUUAGUGGGCCUUGAGUUAAGCUUUUUUGUACUAUUUUUAUCAAAGACUCAUCCCUCUUUAAUUUUGAAUAACUGCCACCAAGCAAUAGCAUUUAGUUUCCAAGUCUACCAAGUGUCUUGCUUUGAUUGUGUUGUCUGGUAAUGUGUCGAAUCUUAGGUGACAGGUGCUACUUCCUCUUUUCCGAGUGUAACAUCCACAUACCUGUUGUCAUAUUGUCAAGGUGUCCUUCCAAAUAUCCAUCACAAAGUGAGAGGUAGAGGAAGCCUGGUUUACUUUAACCUGUUAUGCAAUGAAACAUAGUUUUCUUGUCACGAGACCCAGUUAACUCAGAUGUCACUAAAAUAUCUGUGUGUACAGUAUGCCUGUGGUACAUUUAAAAAGAAAAAGAAAAAAAGAAGCUGAAUUGCUGUUAAGUGAAUCGCAUAAAUAGCUUAUAUUGUUGUUUACCGAUAAGUCAUUAAAUGUUUAUUUUUCCAUUUACUUGGCAGACGACAUGAUUUAAAAUUAUGAUAAGCCGCAUACCGUUUUUCAGAAUGUAUCUCAGCUGGUUUUGGUCAGACGAGUUCCUCAGUCCUCUGAUCGUGUCACUCGUUCACCAUUAUUAAAGUUGCGUCAGUCAUGGUCUCGCUUUCGAGCACUUUUUGUUGUUGUCCUAUUCAGAUCAAGUACCGACACUGACACCAUGCACUGUAACAAACACUGUAACUCUGUAAGUCUGUUUGUUGAUGCUGCUGUUUCUCAAAGAUGUCAUUCAUGGGCAGCUACAGUAUUAUCAGAGUAGAAGGUUAUCAUGAGCACUCAUAAUCCUGGAUCUUUAUAUAUUGGAAUGUUGAACCUUUUUAUUUUGGUAAACAAGAGAAAAUGAUUUAUUAGAUUCAAUAAAAUGCAGUACUACAAACCA
Molecule: messenger RNA, 3525 nt
Organism: Etheostoma cragini (Arkansas darter)
Lineage: Eukaryota; Metazoa; Chordata; Actinopteri; Perciformes; Percidae
Gene: rnf34b
Product: ring finger protein 34b
Exons: 8
Coding region: 156-1397 (413 amino acids)
Biological process (GO): proteasome-mediated ubiquitin-dependent protein catabolic process; negative regulation of extrinsic apoptotic signaling pathway via death domain receptors; protein K48-linked ubiquitination
Cellular component (GO): plasma membrane; cytoplasm
Molecular function (GO): ubiquitin protein ligase activity
Source: RefSeq, a predicted model, not a curated record